AUGGACCAGAUGCAUGCACAAGAGGGUUUUAUAACCAAACGUAGACGCACAUCCAAAAGGUGUGAAUGUAGGGCGCGAAUAUCACUCAAGUAUGUAUCUGAGGUUGGAUUUGUGGGGUAUGUUGUUCAAGAAUUUGUGGAAGUUCACAAUCAUAGUAUGAUUGAACUUCCGUUUAGACGUUACAUGAAUAUUAAUCGUAGGUUGGGUGAAGUACACGGGCGAUUCAUAUGGGACUGCACGAAAACCAAUAUUGGACCUACCAUGACAUUCAAAUUCUUGAAUGAGUUCUUGGGCGGCUAUGACACUGUGGGAAUCACCGUGGCAGAACUUAGGAAUUAUGUCCAAGGUCUGAAAACUUAUGUCGAAGGUUCUGAUGCACAAAUGUUGUUAGAUGAAAUGGCGAGGAAAAAGAAGGCAUGUCCUGAUUUUACAUAUCACUAUCAGCUUGGGAGUUCAAAAGCGUUGAAAUCGCUUUUCUGGUGCGAUGCAAUAUCUAAGCGGAAUUAUCAACUGUAUGGUGAUGUUGUCUCCUUCGACUCCACAUACAAUACCAAUAGGUAUUGUAUGAUAUUCUCACCCUUCACGGGCAAGGACAACCAUGGAAAGCUAGUCACAUUUGGAGCUGCACUCUUAUCCAAUGAGACCACACAAUCUUAUUCAUGGCUCUUCAAGCAUUUUUUGGAAUCCAUGGGUCAAGCUCCUAAGAUGAUUGUUACUGACCAAGAUAGAUGUAUGAGAGCUGCUAUUCGUGAUGUUUUGGUACUAGAGCCGGAAGAGUUUGAAGAUUCAUGGAUGGGGAUAAUGGAGCGUUAUGAGCUUCUUCAUGUUGAGUGGUUUGUAACAAUGUCAGACAAUAGAGAGAUGUGGGUCCCUGCCCAUUUUAGAGACUUUCCCAUGGGGUCUCUUAUUAGGACGACGUCUGUUUCCGAGUCUGAGAAUAGCUUCUAUAAAACAUUCACAAGACCUCGCUCCAAUCUAGUUGAGUUCAUCAUGAAUUUUGAUCAUGCAUUGGCUGCACAGAGAAAUUCUAGCUCGAAGUUAGAUUAUAUGGAUUCAACUAUUAUACCACCGUUCUCCAAUCAGUUGGUAUUGAAAAAACAUGCUGCAACAAAGUACACUGAGCACGUGUUCAAGAGAGUGCAACGUGAGAUAGUGGACGCAUUGCACCAUUGUAGCACUGAUGGUUUGUUGAAAGAUGAUCUGUUAGAGAUCUCCACAAUAAAGGAUAAGUUCCUGAAGUUUAUACCUGAUAAGUACUUCCAUGUGAGGUGGUUGACGACUGCCUUAGCUGAUGAUAUUCGUGGUCCAGCUCGAAGUUUGGGAGAUCCUGAAAUUCUAUCAGAUCCAAACCAGCUGUCAAAGAAUAAAGUUGCUGACAUAUUUUUCAGUUACAUGAAAAAAUUUGAUGCUGAUAGUGCCAUCAUUGAUUUGUUUUCAGCUGGAAUUGAUGAGCUUGGGAAGAGUCUUAUGACAAGAAUCCAUGAACCAUCUUCAGGAGACAAGGAUAAGCCAGUUAAAGAUUUCUAUUUUGCUGAAAAUCCAGCUGUGGUUAGAGUACAACCACCAUCAGUUGUGUCCACCAAAGGUUCGGCAAGUGAUUCCAAAAGCCGUUUGGUAUCCGCGAAGGAAAAGGCUAUAAAGUUGAACAACAAACCAUUGCGUCAGUGCAAAAAAUGUGGAGAAUUUGGUCACCAUGACUCUAGGAACUGUGGUUGA
Molecule: messenger RNA, 1716 nt
Organism: Salvia hispanica
Lineage: Eukaryota; Viridiplantae; Streptophyta; Magnoliopsida; Lamiales; Lamiaceae
Product: protein FAR1-RELATED SEQUENCE 5-like
Source: RefSeq, a predicted model, not a curated record